UUGUAGUGAAUAUAACUUUGUUGGGUUAUUUGUCAAAAUUGUUAUAAAAAUCAAAACAUGCUUGGUAUAAAUGUACCCUGUAUCAAACAUAGAAUUUGUGUAUUUCAAAAUUUCAUUGUGAACGAGUAAUAUAAUCUCGAAAAUGGCAGGAUGUUUCAACAACGGAAUUCACAACCCUUUGACAUUUCAGCAAUUAGAUAUUUUGGCUGAUAUAUUGAGUCGCGAAAUGUUGUCAGUCCAUCAAGAGUAUUGCAAUAAGACAGAAUUUGUUAACGAAAGACUAAUGAAAGCUACCCAAAAUGAACAUCAGAUUUAUGAUGUGGUAAAAUUAUUGGGAAAACUUAAACUGGAUGUCGAGAGAUUGGAAGUAGAAUUGCAGUGUAUGGAUGGCGAAUUACAAAGCUAUAUGAAAACAGUUGACGAUAUGCACAAGCCAAAUUAUGGUUACUGCAGUUAUCGGCGUGAAACUAAAUCAGAAAGAAAUGGUUUUAUGGAGUUGAUGCAGCAAACAGAUUUUAAAAUGUUGGAAAUGGAAAAUUUUUUAUGCGAAAUGCAAGCAUUUCUGAAGUUCACUGGCCUCAACAAGGGUCCAUAUGAUGUUGUAAGUUUAUGCAAUAUAGAUCAUUCAAAUUUUAAACUAUCACAAUGAAGUGCUUUGUAGUUUGGAGAAAAAGAUGGAUGUGAUGCUGGAUAAGAUCCUGAUGAUAUCCACCACAUUACAAUUACCACCUACAAAUUAAUAAGUCAUAGUUUCUAUAUGAACGAUGAUGCAAUGAUUUUGUAUUGUCCCUCUUAUUGUGUAUUAACAUUUCCAGCAUGUAAUGUGACGUUUUGUUUAUAAAAAUACAUGGUAAAUAUGAUUGUUUAAUGAACCUUUGAA
Molecule: messenger RNA, 880 nt
Organism: Stomoxys calcitrans (stable fly)
Lineage: Eukaryota; Metazoa; Arthropoda; Insecta; Diptera; Muscidae
Exons: 3
Coding region: 143-649 (168 amino acids)
Source: RefSeq, a predicted model, not a curated record